CCCUCUCUGCGAUUUUUGUCACUCUCUUCCUCCGCCUCUCUUAAACCCUAAACCCGAAACCCUCUCUCUCGGGGUUUAUCGAUUCCACUCCCUUAAACCCUAAACCCCAAAUUACACACAAAAUGAUGAGCAUCGUGCUCCGGAGGUCACCCACAAUAUCCGCGACGCGGGCCGUCGCCGCCAUCGAAACCCUACUGCUCAACCGCCUCUCAUUUCCCGCCACGUCAUCACCCGCACUUCCGGGAAAUGGUGAUCUCGGCGGCGGUGAGGCUAAUCCAGGGUUUCAAGUUCGGGACUUUCACGUUAAAUCUGGGCCGUUGAAUUUCCGGGCAUCGCCGACGACUUUGUUCGGCGCCCAGGUGGCUUUGGACGACGACUACGACGAGUCGUCUAAAUCGAGCGCGGAAGAUGGGCUUGAGAUUUCGAGGCUAGGGAUUGAUAAGGAGAUUGUGUCUGCUUUGGCCAAGAAGGGGAUCACCAAACUCUUCCCCAUUCAGAGAGCUGUGUUGGAACCAGCAAUGCAAGGGCGUGAUAUGAUUGGUCGUGCUAGAACUGGAACCGGGAAAACUCUUGCAUUUGGGAUUCCCAUUUUGGAUAAAAUUAUUAGAUUCAAUGCCAAACACGGGCGUGGGAGGAAUCCUUUGGCCUUGGUUAUGGCUCCGACAAGAGAGCUCGCGAAGCAGGUUGACAAGGAGUUCCACGAGGCAGCACCUAGCUUGGAUACUAUUUGUGUGUAUGGUGGUACGCCCAUUGGAAAUCAAAUCAGGCAGCUUGCCGAUGGUACUGAUGUGGCUGUGGGCACACCGGGGCGUAUUAUUGAUCUAAUCGAUAGGGGUGCGUUGAAUUUAUCCGAAGUUCAGUUCAUUGUUCUUGAUGAAGCUGAUGAGAUGCUUAAAGUGGGAUUUCAGGAGGCUGUUGAGACAAUCUUAAAGAGCUUGCCAAAGAAACGUCAGACCCUGAUGUUCUCUGCAACAAUGCCGCCUUUCAUUAGAAGUCUUACGCAGAAGUACCUAAAUAAUCCAGCAGUUAUUGAUCUUGUUGGGGACAAUGAUCAGAAAUUAGCCGACGGAAUUUCCCUGUAUUCUAUUGUUGCAGAAUCAUAUGGAAAAGCAUCGAUCCUUGGACCACUUAUAACAGAACAUGCAAAAGGAGGGAAGUGCAUUAUUUUUACUCAGAGAAAACGUGAUGCAGAUAAUUUGGCAUAUGCCCUGUCAAGAAGCCAUAAAUGUGAGGCUUUGCACGGGGAUAUUUCACAACAGCAGAGGGAAAGGGCACUUUCAGGUUUCCGAGAUGGGCGUUUCGAUGUUUUAGUUGCAACAGAUGUUGCUGCUCGUGGGCUUGAUGUACCCAAUGUUGAUUUGGUGAUACACUAUGAGCUUCCAAACAAUUCAGAGAUAUUUGUUCAUCGGUCGGGGCGAACAGGUCGUGCUGGGAAGAAAGGAAGUGCUAUCCUGAUUUACUCACAAAAUCAGGCCAGGAAUGUCCAAAUGAUUCAACGCGAUGUAGGAUGCAGAUUCACAGAGCUCCCCCGGAUUGCUGUUGAUAGCAGCAGUGCAAGCAUGUUCUCUGACAGAGGUAGUAGCGGUGGUCAUUUUGGUGGUUCCGGGGGAUCUGGAUAUGGUCGUCCCGCAAACCGAGGUGGAAACUUUGGUAAUUCAGGUUUUGGCCGUUCUGGUGGUUUUGGUGGCUCUGACCGCUCCAGUGGUUUUGGAGGGUUUGGUGGUUCAGACCGUUCAAGCGGUUUUGGUGGUUCAGACCGUUCAAGCGGUUUUGGAGGGUUUGGUAGUUCUGAUCGUUCAAGUGGCCGUUCAGGUGGUUUUGGAGAUCGUUCCGGUGGUUCUAGGGGCUUUGGUGGGAAUAAUUCUAGCCGGUUUGGGAGCUUUGGGAAAGACGGUGGUUUCACAGGGUUUGGAAAUUCUGACCGUUCAAGUGGUUCGGGAGGGUUUGGUAGUUCUGAUUUUUGAUCAAAACGAGGGAGAAGAGCCUUCUGAUUUUACUGAAUGUUGGGAGGCUACGGGAGGCAGGAAGAAAAAGAUUAGCUAGGAACAAUUCAUUUCAUAUUUCAAAGUGAAUGAUAAGAGGGGCAUGUCGCAAAGUGGUGCACAAGCUUCUGCAAGUUUCUAAUUAUUCUGAAGAAGUCUGAUAUUUUGCUGUUGAUAUUAAAUCUAUAAAUUCCAGUAUGAAACGAACUACAUAUGGAUAAGAGGGCUCUCUCAUGUAAUUUAUCUUAUUUGUUUACAUUAACGAUUGAUCUUUUAUUUGAAGUCUUAGAUAAUGCUCGAGUAUAGUAGUUUACUU
Molecule: messenger RNA, 2298 nt
Organism: Rosa chinensis
Lineage: Eukaryota; Viridiplantae; Streptophyta; Magnoliopsida; Rosales; Rosaceae
Product: DEAD-box ATP-dependent RNA helicase 53, mitochondrial
Exons: 8
Coding region: 123-1964 (613 amino acids)
Molecular function (GO): RNA helicase activity; nucleic acid binding; ATP binding
Source: RefSeq, a predicted model, not a curated record